UGACACUCAGUCAGCUGUUGGCGCUUGUCACGUGUGUAUAUAUGAGUGCUGUUGCGAGGUGCUAGUGUAACUGAAGGUUUGGAGUAAAUAACUUAUGCCUCAGUGACUGCAGUUGGGAAUGUCUCCAGGAACAAUUUCGUUCAUACGGCAGUAGUGGUAGCGCGGCCAAAAUGGGGGAUGAAUCCAGUGUCCGCGUAGCUAUCAGACUGGCUCUGGUAAGACGUACACUAUGGGCACGGGGCUAGAGAUGGACAGCGGGGAGGACGUGGUGGGCAUCAUCCCUCGCGCCGUCGCCCAUCUCUUCAGGGGCAUCGAUGAGCGCUUGGCUGCUGCCAAGGAGUCCGACACACCACCCCCUGACUUCAAGGUCACUGCUCACUUCAUGGAGCUUUACAAUGAGGAUAUCAUAGACCUCUUCGAGCCUAAUUUUAGGGGAGGUGGCAAAAGUGGAAUUCGCAUACAUGAAGAUGCUGGAGGAGGGAUAUAUGUAACUGGUAUUAGCACCCGCUGCGUCACGUCUAUGGAAGAAACAAUGCAGUGUCUCCGUGCUGGUGCACUCUCAAGAACCACAGGCUCAACCAACAUGAACACCCAGUCUUCUAGGUCACAUGCCAUAUUUACACUUCUAGUCAAGCAGCAGAGAAUUGCUCCUGUACAGGAUGCUGAAAGCACUGACAGUAUUCCAGAGUUUGAAACUUUAACAGCCAAAUUUCACUUUGUUGACUUGGCUGGAUCUGAGCGCCUGAAGAGAACAGGUGCCACCGGAGAGAGGGCUAGGGAGGGUAUAUCAAUCAACUGUGGUCUUCUGGCUUUAGGAAAUGUAAUUUCUGCAUUGGGUGAUGUCAGCAAGAGGGCAUCCCAUGUACCAUAUAGAGAUUCCAAACUCACCCGACUUCUACAAGAUUCUCUAGGAGGUAAUAGUAGAACACUUAUGAUAGCAUGCAUUUCUCCAAGUGAUACGGACUUCAUGGAAACCCUUAAUACUUUAAAAUAUGCUAACCGUGCACGUAACAUUAAAAAUAGGGUAAUGGUUAAUCAAGACAAGGCCAGUAAGGCGAUUGCCUUAUUAAGGCAAGAAAUUCAGGAACUUCGAAUUGAAUUGAUGGAGUAUAAGCAGGGUAAACGAAUUGUUGGAGAAGAUGGCUCAGAAGCUGUCAAUGAUAUGUAUCAUGAAAACCAGAUGCUUUCUUCAGAAAUAAAUAACAUGCGUACUAGAAUAAAGGCUUUGCAAGAAACAAUUGAAGUGCUGACUGCUAAGAAUAUAAUGCUUUUAGCAGAGAAGGAAACUAGUGGCUGGAUUUCCUCGGGUGAGGACUUGGACAUGGCUGCAGUGGUGCAAGGAUACCUCAAGGAGAUUGAAGAUCUUAGAGCCAAGUUAUGUGAAAGUGAAAAUCUCUGUCAGCAGCUGCGUAAACAAGUCAAUAAUAGGGCAAACACUGCUGGCAGGCUUUCAAUGUCACCCUUACAUAUUCCAAUGACUGGUUCCAUGUUUGGUUGUAUGGAGGAAAGUACUCAGAGCUUCACAGAACUAAUUGAAGAGGCCAAACGUGACUUGAACAAAGAUCUUCAGGCCAUGGAGAGGAAGAAAAGGAUAUCGGAAGGAUCUGGAUCAGCUGAUGAUGAUGAGGAUAAUGAGGAUGAAGAAGGUGAUGCAGAGGAGAAUGAGGAGGAUGUAGAAAGUUCUGAUGAAAGUGGGGAGGAUAAAGAUGAUGAUGAGGAUUCUGAUAUGGAAGAGGAAACAGAGAACUAUAAUGAGGAGCUGGCAGAUUUGACAAGUGAAAUAUCCAUAAAACAGAAACUAAUUGAAGGUUUGGAACAGAGUCAACGCCGCCUUGAAACCAUGAGGCAACAAUAUGAGGAUAAACUCAAUGUUUUAAUGAACAAAAUAAGAGCAACACAAGAUGAGAGGGACAAGGUAAUUGCCAACAUCAAAUCCAGUAGUUCUGCUGGUGAUGAUAAAGUCAAGUCAGUGAAGCAGGAAUACGAAAGAAAAAUAAACAAUAUGCAACAAGAACUGAAAAAAUUACAAGCAGCACAAAAAGAACAUUCCAAACUGAUGAAGGAACGCUCGCAGCACGAGAGGCAGCUGCGUAUCCUUAAGAAUGAUUUAGCAGAAAUGAAGAAAACCAAAGUUAGGCUUAUGAAUAAAAUGAAGGAUGAUAACAGUAAAGCUAAACAAGAAGAACUUAAGAAGAACAAGGAGAUUGCUCAGCUCCGUAAGGCUUCUCGUAAACAAGAAACAUACAUAAAAAGCCUGGAAGCUGAGAAUAGAUUAAAAAAUGUUGUAUUAAAACGUAAAACGGAAGAGCUUGCUGUGCUAAAGAAAGUCCCAAGGCAAGGAUUGAGUAUGAAGGCAUCAGGAAGACUAAGAAAAAAAGCUGGUAUAGGACUGCAAUCAACAUCAUUUUCUCCAAAGGUGGCAAAGCAAAAGUGGCAGAACUUGGAACAAACUAUUAAUAAAGUGGCAUAUAACAAGCAAACUGUCAGUAGUAUGGAACGGGACAUGGAAAGGUGGCUUAAAGAACGAGAAUCUUUAAGUCGGCAACUAGAACGUGUGAUGAGAAAACGUGAACGAGCAGAUCCGACAGACCUUGCUGCAUAUAAUGAUUUGAAUGACCAGGUGGAAGCUCUCAAAGCAAACAUUGAUUACAUACAUGAGAAUAUUCAAGAGAGUCAGGAGAAUAUAAUGAGUAUGGAAGAAAGUAAGGAGCAGUCAGAAUUGCUGCAUUCAGAUACCGUGACUGCUGGACUAGGCGUGGAAGAAUCUCACUACCUCAUCAACAAGCUGAUCAGCAUGACAGUUAACCAAGCCACCAUUGCAGCACAGAGACAAGCAGCAAUAUCUGAAUUGGAAGGAAAAAUGAAACAGAUGGAGCAAACUACGAGUGUUCAAGAGCAGUUGCUGGCCCAUGUACUUGGGGACAAGGAUCUCGAGGUGUACAGUUUAAUGUCGUCCCUCGUGGCUGCUGAGGAUAACACACCUGCAUCCACAGAGUCAUCCCGAUCAAAUUCCCCAACAGAUGGCCUGAUGGAAUCAUCUGCCACUUCGCUAGUCUUCUCCUCCGAUUCCCUAAAAAGGCGGGACAAAGCGCGGCGUAAAACUGCUACGACAGAAGAUAUGUUAUUCACCAAUGGUUCUGAGAAGAAUGGAAAUGCAAGUGGCACCGAUGUCAGUGCGAGCACCACACCAGCAGGAACCAUCAUAGGUGCAACACCUAUUGUUGCACUGGAACGAUUUGCUGUGGAACGUGUUAGCUCAGAUCGCUCACUCCCAGACCGCAUGUCCUCAAGUUUGGGAAUGGAUCGUAUGACUGCCAGUUUUGAAGGAGUUUUAAGUGAUGAUGGUCUUCUAAUGCCUCCACCAUCCAGCACUCACAGAGCUGUACCUAGAGUAACAUCAGCUCCUAAUGCUCUUAAGAAUCUGAUGUCCUAUCGACCUGACAAAGCAUCACCAAUUCUUAAUCGCAAGUCAUAUGAUCGACAAGAUUCCACUUCUCCCCGACUGGGUAGAAGGUCCCUCACUUCUCUUAGCACCUCAAAUCUAAAUUAUUCACGACAAAAUUCUGCAGACAAUACGGAAAUGACACCACCCACUUCACCAACAACGUAUCGACGUUCCACAUCUAGGGAAGAAAAUGUUUUCUCUCGUUUAACUUCUGCCACAUCCUCAAAACGAGAAUCAAGACCAAAUACAGGUGUCAUUAACCCACAUGCUGGAAGGGCAAGCCAGAGGUCAGUUUUAGCCUGCACACAUGUUGCUCAGGGUCACUGUAAAGCUGUUUUGUCAGUUUUUGCAACAGAUGACCUUCUCUUCUCAGCUUCAAAAGAUCGCACUGUCAAGAUGUGGGAUUUAGUUCGUGGACAAGAAAUCCAAUCACUGGGAGGUCAUCCUAAUAAUGUUAAUUGUGUUAGAUAUUGUGAAGCCCAACAUACAUGUUUCUCAGUCUCUUCUUCAUUUAUUAAGGUAUGGGAUAUCCGUGAAAACCCAGCUAAAUGCACCAAGACACUUAGCUCAGCAGGAUUAACAUCAGCUGGGUUUACACAGGUCAACACUCAGUCACGAACUUUACAGAUGCCUCCAGGAGAAACAUUAAUUACAGAUAUUGCCAUAUCCACAUCAACAAAUAUUCUAUAUUCAGCAGCUGGAAAUAUAGUCAGAAUUUGGGACCUAAGAAAACACACAGCAGUUGGCAAGUUAGCAGGAGGGCACCAAGCAGCGGUGAUGUGUUUAGCUGUUGACUCAACUGCCCCAGGUCAAGAUGUGGUUGCAACAGGAUCUAAGGACCACUACAUUAAGGUUUUUGACGUCUCGGCUAGCAACUCGGGCCUGCUUAAUCCCAGACUGAAUCUGGACCCUCCACAUUAUGAUGGUAUACAGUCACUGGCCCUGUAUGGAGACACACUCUUCUCUGGCUCCAGGGACAUGUGCAUAAAGAAAUGGGAUCUGCAACGAGGUGAACAUGUUCAGUCACUCAAUAAUGCUCACAAAGACUGGGUAUGUGCACUGUGUUUCACACCAGGAGGACAGAUUGUUCUUUCAGGGUGCCGAGCUGGAAUGAUAAAAAUGUGGUCUGUUGAAAGCUGCCAGCUAAUUGGGGAAUUACGAGCACAUGCAUCUCCUAUCAACGCAAUUACUACCAAUUCAACUUGCAUCUUUUCGGCUUCAAAUGACUGCACAAUUGGCAUGUGGAGAAUGAGAACAAGUUAUGAUGUUUCUCCAGAGUUGUCAGAUGCUUCAUGACCUCGUAUUACUUCCCAAAACUGAAUGUAUGAAUGUUUUAUUAUGAGUUUUUAAUUCAGCAUUUUCAAGGAAAUAAUAUUUUAAAAGGAAUAUUUUAUCAUUACAGUAAUUUUGUUUCUGGGGGAAGCACAUGAAAGUUGAAUUAUGACAAACAGCUGUACCCAAAUAAGUUUUGGAUCUUGAAAUCUUCUUUUUCAAAAAACUGGUCGUAUCGCACCAAAAAUUCCAUUUUUAUAUUACAAUAGAUACCAAAAUUUUUUAAAAUUCUGACUAUGUAAAACUUACAUUAUCAUUAUUUUUAACCAAUUCCUUUGGAUAUUGAAGUACAUCUUUGUUUGAAUUCCUAAAUUUUUUACUAUGCAAAUAAAAGUUAACUUUCAUCACUGGAAUACAAUUUUAAACAAUUACAAUCCUUAAUUAAAUAGGAAUUUUAAUCCAUUUUAGAAAUAUAUACAGUAUUAUGUAUCUAGUUCAGUGGUCAUGCUAGUAGUAAGGCUGUGAAAUUUUCCCAUCUGUGAAGUCACAUCAUAUAGAAUACACAAAGAUUGAAAAAAUAUUUUAUUUUAAAAGUCAUGAAAAAAUAUUAGUAUCGCAAACAAAUUUAAAAAUAUUUUUUUUACGUAAUUCAAAGUGAAGCUUGUGGUAAUUGUCGUUAAGACAGAACAUGCUUUAUAUAGGCCGAGUAUCAAAAAGUGUGUGUGUAAUAUAUAUAUAUACAUACAUAGUGUAACCUUGGUAUGUGACCUUAAUUCAUUCCAGAAGGCUGUUUGAGUAUCGAACAAGUUCUUCACAACCAAUUUUCUGUUUGGUUGGCUGUUAUCAUUAAUCAUCUUAGGCCCCAUGGUGACUUAUACAAAUAAUACAAAAAAAUGCAAAGAAACACGAAAUAGUUUACAGCGAAGUUCUGGCAGGUCAUAUUUGUUUGGUGGAGUGCUGAGCUUUGUUCGAGUAGGGAGCUGGUCGUAUACCAAGGUUCCACUGUAUAUGUAUAUACAUACAUAUAUAUAUUAUAUUCCAACACUUAUGUAGGGAAUUUACAACUGGUCAAAAUGAGUUAUGACUUGUAAUACUGUACCAACUUUACAGAAAAUAUGAUGGCAUUUAUUUAUUUUACAAAGCCAAUAUGUUUUAUGGAAAACACUUAACUAAAAUAACCAGUAUCAUGCAGAUGGCAUUAUGCAAAUUUCUAGCAGUUUCAUUCACAAGUGGCAAUUAAUUAAAUUUUUUUGGUAGUGCACUACACCUAUUGUAGCUACUUUUAUAAAUUAGCACUAGUGUUUUUUGUUGCAUGCAGGCCUUCACUAAGUGAUCUAUGAGAACUGCAUUACAUCAACAUUCUGUCUUUGCCAUUCCAUUAUUUGAGUCGCAGAUUGUGAGCCCUUAUGUAGAAAUGGGUUUUGAAGUAUGGCAGUUUUGAUCACACAAUACUUCUAGAGUACAUGAUAUAACUUUCUAAUAUUUAGUACAGAAAAUCCAGAAAUAAACUUUUAAAGUCUUUCGUAGUGACCAUCAAUUGCUCAGACUGAUAGAAAUAAAAGUCAUUAAUACAAGUAAUCUGAGUCUUUUGCACUGAUAUAAAUUAGGGUCUGUUGAUAUCCAUUUGAAAAUGAACUUAGUGGGCAUAAAAUAUUUCAUUAUUUACCCACAAUUUAGAAAGAAAUCUCAAACACACCAUUAUCAACUAGUGACCUGAUUGCCAGUCGUGAUUUAAUACUGAUACAGAAUGCUGAAAUGUCUUUUAGGUUUCUUCUUCAAAUUGUGGGGUAAUAGUGAAGUAUUUCAACCAUGGUAUUGUGACAGUUAUUCUUCUAGACAUAAAAUAUAUUGUAUUAUGAAAUAGUGAUCAUUCUACCAUUCAUCACAGUCAUUCUUUUAUUGGUACCUGUCAGGAUCAUGUUUAUUAUGGUACCUGCCAGGACUUUUUUUUUUUAUGGAUGAUGGAUGUUUUAGCAUUAAUCCUCCCAUUUUAAGGUACAAAGAACCAUAUUGGUAAUUUGUAUUUUUAUUAUUGUACAUCUGUAAUUAUUUUAUUUUGUAAAUAGAUUAUUUAAUUUAUCUGCUUUAAUUGGAAAAUGUUUGAAAAGGACUGUUCACAAAUGGAAUAAAUUUUUGUAUGUGAAA
This is a messenger RNA of Cherax quadricarinatus, 6862 nucleotides long. Lineage: Eukaryota; Metazoa; Arthropoda; Malacostraca; Decapoda; Parastacidae. The record is from RefSeq and is a predicted model, not a curated record.